Heterobasidion irregulare TC 32-1 is the source of this 1600-nucleotide messenger RNA. RefSeq lists its product as uncharacterized. The record is from RefSeq and is a predicted model, not a curated record. Gene Ontology annotation, biological process: protein O-linked glycosylation via mannose. Lineage: Eukaryota; Fungi; Basidiomycota; Agaricomycetes; Russulales; Bondarzewiaceae. Gene Ontology annotation, molecular function: protein O-acetylglucosaminyltransferase activity. Gene Ontology annotation, cellular component: endoplasmic reticulum. The transcript is spliced from 7 exons. Bases 16 to 1416 code for a protein of 466 amino acids.
CGCCGACAGUGGUAGAUGGGCUCGAACGCUCCCACACACCGUGAAUUUCUCCUCGUCGCCCUUCUGCUUGCCUUUCUCCUCUUCUUCUUCAAAAAUAAUGGCUCCGGCGACCCCUAUGCGUCGCUCUCCGAGGUAGCAGACGACCUGGUGUCCACGUUUUCCGAGAAGUCCAUCCCUUCCGUUCCAUCCAACGCGCGGCUCUCAUGGAACUCGGGCUCUGUCCCACAAACGAAAAUCAUCUCACAUGUCCCCGGAUGGACACUGCUUGACAAGAUGUACGUGCUCAACGGGACGGUCUACAUCGUCACCGACCAACCCGACAUUGUGCCCGACCGCAAGUUCAUCACCUCCACUGGUGUCGAUAUUGGCAACUCCCGCGAGGAAGUACAGGCGCGCCUCCCGACCGACAGAGACAUGCGCAUUAUCUCCCCGGAGGAGGCGAAAAAGCUCUUUGGCACAGGUGCGAAUCGAGUCGAGGGGUUAACGUGGUUGGCAAACGACCCGCGGCAAUUCAUCACCCACUACUACCAUUGGUCCGCCGAGCUGUUCUUCGGCUUCUGGCGCGCGUACUCCGCUCUCGACCCCCUCAUCCCCGAGACCGGCCGCACCGCCCUUCCACCCCCGCGCCGGAUGCUCUUCACCCACCUCGACGCCGAGCACUGGCGCGACUAUGCCUCGAUGAACCAGUACGUCCUGCGCACAACGUUCCCUGCCGCAUCGAUGGAGUUCUCCGCGGACUGGGCGGACCGCGCGGCGAUGGGCACGCCGUUCGUGUUCGACCGUGUGCUCUUCGCGGACCGCGCAGCGGCGAUCAACGGCGACAACUUUGGGAAGACGCAGCGGACGGCGAGCGAGGCGUUCGUGCUGCCCGCCAGCGCGCACUGGUGGAGCACCGUGCGCAACAGCGUCAUCGAGGCGUCGGGCCUCAAUGCGAGCCCGGUGAUCACGUACAUCUCGCGGCAGAACUGGCCGCGAAGAAAGCUGAUCCAGAGCGACGACGACGUGCUCGUGGAGGAGCUGUACAAGCUGCAGGAUCAGUACGGCUACGAGGUCAACGUUGUCAGCAUGGACCAAAUGUCGAGGGUCGAGCAGCUGCAGCUGGCCGGACGGACUACGAUCAUGAUGGGCGUGCACGGGAACGGUCUCACGUCCCUGCUGUGGAUGAAGCCGUCGCCGAGGUCUACUGUUAUGGAAUUCUUCUACCCCGGCGGUUUCGCGCACGACUACGAGUACACGACGCGCGCGCUCGGGAUGGUUCACUACGGAUUCUGGGGCAGCAGCAUUUUCACCAGCCCCGACACGCCGCCCGUGGCGUACCCAGAGGGGUUCCAGGGCAACGAGAUCCCCAUCGAUGGGCGGGAAGUCGCGCGUCUUUGCCAUGAGCGACUGAGCCUCGCGGAUGAGGCAGAUGACUAGGACACGUUGGCAUCGCGCGCGAUCCUGUUCGGACACUAGCACUAGACUACAUUGUAUCACUAAUUCUACCACACUUCGGUACAUAGAGCCUUUGGCACCGACAUGCAUUGUACAUUCACGGUCGAGACUUCCCGCGGAGAAAACAAUUUAUCGUGGGAAUUGUAUCCCCAAUCAGGAGAGGCUC